Messenger RNA from Phascolarctos cinereus (koala), 533 nucleotides. RefSeq names its product gonadotropin releasing hormone 1 (gene GNRH1). NCBI's taxonomy places the organism in Eukaryota, Metazoa, Chordata, Mammalia, Diprotodontia, Phascolarctidae. Gene Ontology annotation, molecular function: gonadotropin-releasing hormone receptor binding; gonadotropin hormone-releasing hormone activity. Gene Ontology annotation, biological process: multicellular organism development; reproductive process. The record is from RefSeq and is a predicted model, not a curated record. Gene Ontology annotation, cellular component: extracellular region.
CCUUCUCAUUCAAUGCUACUUCUUCAGGUUUGGAUUUUCCUCCAUUUUUUUUGAUGUCCCACAGAAUGGAACUGACCCAGAAGCUCGUAGCUGGAUGCCUUCUCCUGACUGUGUGUGUGACGAUCAGCUCUGGCCAACACUGGUCCUAUGGCCUUCGCCCAGGGGGGAAGAGGGAUGCUGAUAACUUGAUUGAUUCAUUCCAAGAGAUGGCCGAUGAAGGGAACCAGCUGGCAGAGCCUCAGCGCUUUGAAUGCACCAUUCACCAGCCGCGUUCCCCACUCCGGGAUCUAAAGGGGGUUUUGGCCAGCCUGAUCGAAGGAGAAGCCGGGAGGAAGAAGGCUUAACUCCACUGGACCAAAAGAAUUUCCCAACAUAGCUUUGUAGUUGAAAUAGUGACCCAUUUGAUGACGACUGUCAACGUAUGUUGUGAUACAUUUGGAAGCUUCUCCAAUCCAAGGCAUGUUUCUGCAUUGAAAAUAUCUUGGAAUUGAGGGCCCCUUUCUGAAUAAAGUAGUUAUCAAUGUUUCAUCUGA